UCAUUCUGGGUGAAAUAGGACAACACACGUUUGACUGUUUGAGGAACCCUUUCUUAUUGAUGAACUAAACCGUGAGUGUGAGCUGAGGCUUCCACAGUUACGGACCGACAAUGCACGCCCAUUGCGGGAAAGGCGGAUCGAAGUGGCAGGUCCGCUUUUCCGUUUGCCUGCACUACGCGAUGGUCGUGUUGUCGGCGCUAGCGACGCGCGCAGCCGACGUGAAGUGCAACAUGCGGUCGGGAUCGACGUGCAUCUGUGAUUUGGAGGAUAAAUCUGGCUCUUUGGACUUUUCGCCACUCAGCAAGAAGGACGGUACUCCGUUUUUCAAGGACUACAAAAGCGGCUCCUGGACAUACAGCUGGAACCCAUGUGUGCCAUUCACGGAAGGAAAGUGCAAAACAGAUGUUGCGGUCUGUCAGAGUGGCGACUACGUGGGAGGAAGGCAGACUGGAGUACAGUGCACAGUAACUGGGACAAACCCAAUAAAAGGGACACUAGCCUACGCUAAUGGAGAUGUGCUCGGCAAAACGCCAAGAACUGGAGUGAUCAAUUUUCAGUGUGACCCUACAAAGGAGCACGACUUUACAGCACAUGGAGAAAGUCCAAGAGGCCACUAUAUAAUGACACUCAAUUCCAAGUAUGCCUGUCUGCAUGUCCCACCGCCGCCUCAAACAAACCCGCCACAAACAACCCCGCCAAAAACACAGCCUCCGCCGCCACCUGGUCCGACGACCGCCUCGCACCACCGGCAGCCUGAGCACAAUUCUAUCAGCCUAGGAACGAUAAUGGACAUCUGUGUUCUAAUGGCGGUCAUCUCCUAUGCUGCGGGUGGGAUUGCAUUCAUGUACUUCCGGCGAGGUGCACGCGGAAAAGAGGCUUUGCCGAACUACCAGAUCUGGACAGGGCUCCCUGUCCUUGUGAAGGAAGGUGCGCUGUUCAUUGUCACCAAGGUGAAGGCAUUGAAAUCUGGCUCACGGGGUUCGUAUGAUAGCCUGUGACCGUACAUCGAAAUAGCAUCGAUUAUACGAAUCUGAAGGGAAACGUGUUUUCGCCGAAGUCGCACCAACCUCUUCUAUACGGAUAUGAAGCUGUAGAUAAGCGGAUUCACCCCAGUAUUAUGUCACGUCCUUGUGGAAGUGGAUUUUGAUAGUUGGCAGAUUUAGAACUAGUCCCAAAAUGGACCUACAUUGUACAUAAACAUAAGUGAGAAACUUGGGCAUCUCCUUACUAUGAGUCCCAUGCCCACUCCGCAAUGCAUUCUCACUGCAAUGGGUUAUCCCUGCUACUCUGAUGAAAAUUAAGGGGAGUGGGCCGGCCGAGAGGGGGAUGUGGAUUUGUGGCUCGACUGAUAUUCCCAACACAGAACAUCUGUAACUCUGAGAAAUACCACUGUGAACAUUUAGCCUCCGUUUCGAAGCAAACCUAGAGCAAUGCACCUCUUGGAAAGAGAAUGUUUUUUAAUCCAACAACCAUGCCUAUAUAUUUUCAGUGUAUAUCCAGAAGAUUCAGAAUAGAGCAUGAUGAUUUUCACUGAAUUUAAAGUUUACCAUUACAUUUACUGUAAUAUUCUUUUUAAAACUUCAUUUCUUUUUUCUUCUUCUUUUUUUACUGGUUGCCGGCCUCGUUUACGGGCAAAAUAGCACAAUGGAUUAACAUGAUUUUCUACCCCAAACCAAAAAAAAACUUCAAAUCAUUUUUACCUUCAUUUCCCUAUUCUGAUAAAUUCACGAAGAAUUGUUUUAUCGAGUCAGUAUUACCCGCACACAUGUUCAAUAUUGCAAUCGCUUCUGCAUUUGGCAAAAGUA
Sycon ciliatum is the source of this 1805-nucleotide messenger RNA. RefSeq lists its product as uncharacterized. Bases 111 to 998 code for a protein of 295 amino acids. Gene Ontology annotation, cellular component: trans-Golgi network. Lineage: Eukaryota; Metazoa; Porifera; Calcarea; Leucosolenida; Sycettidae. The transcript has 7 exons. The record is from RefSeq and is a predicted model, not a curated record.